UAACGGUAUACGUCGACGACGGAGCAACGCAGGUCCAGGAGUCCCUAACCACAUAUAUCCACACAUCCAUAUGUCCAUCUGAGGGUCUUUACCUGCAAUCUGUGAGAAAAGUGCACCAUUUGACAUUUCUAACAGCCGGUUUAAGUGCAUAGUGCUUUAUUUUCGAGUUAAGCAACCAAAAGGACUGGAACUGUUCCCUUAACUUAGGCUAUUAACGAGAAAUAUUGCACGCCUACGCGAAAAGUGCAAAGCAAAAGCAAAAAGUCCGGAGAGCAACCACCAGCAGCUGCCACUUGGAUAUAUUCGCGCGAGUGUGCGAGUGUGGGAGUUGAAAAUCAAUAAACCCUGCCGACGUCGUGGUUUUGGCCAAAGCCCCAUUAACCGGCCAUAUGGCAGUCGUGGGCGUGCAGUGCUAGAUUAUUUCCAUUCGCAUUCGCUUUUGCGAUCUCCAAACGAAGACAAAGGCCGUAGUGCAGAGUGCAGACAAAUUUCGCAAGUGCAAUUUGUGCCAAGUGCAAGAUGGCGCCUCGCCUGGAAAUCACCGUUAGCUUCGCACUCGCUGCAACGGUACUCUGCAGCAUAUUGGGUCAUUGCGAAAUGUCCGUUUACCCAGGACUGCGCCGCCGACCCAUUCAGGCGCCUGUGAUGGACAUACAGAGCGAACAAGAGUACGCUUUUCUGUCUCAAAUGAUGGAACAGUACGCCCGUCGCCGCCUCCAGCAACAAUUUGACCAACAGUUGCACGACAUCAACAUGAAGAUGGACCGACAGCGGCAGCUGCUAGAACAGGAGCGGUACCGUCAGCGGCAAGAGCAGUUCGAAGUGCAACGCGAAGCGGAGGAAGACUAUGAGGCCAACGGAAACAAUCUCAACCAACAAUACGAUCAGUACGACAACGCGGAGGCGGAGCCCAGCUACGGAAGUCCGAUGGAGGCGGUAUCCGAUGUCCAGAGCCCCCCUCUGUACCUGCCCCGCCUGCCAAAUCUACCGCCAAUGCACAGUCUGCCCAAUCGGCCUAAUUUGGGCAACUCUCCAAACCGAAACAGUGUGCUUCGCGAGCGGAUUCCCUUCGCCGUUGGUCCCAAUGAUGCCCGCUUCUUCGACAACCCAAACGACCCUUCGGGGGAGCUGGAUUCCCGGGCUCUGGAUGACUACGAGGAAUAUGCCCCUAUUGAGCCCACGCCUGAGGUAGCCACCACCGCUAGCAAGACCAAAAUUGCUACGCCAGUUCCGGCUCCCGUGCCUGUUGAGCCGCCCAAGCUACUGGACGCCGCCAACGCUAACUUCCACCGCAUCAAUCCACAGUCCGUUGCCGCCGCAGCCGUAGCGGGAGUGAAUCUACCCCAGGCUAAAGAGCAAACGCCACUCGAACUCAACGCACUGAUAAACAAACUGCAAAAGCAGAGCAAGGCGCCAACUCAUCUUAAUCUAGUUAAUGGCGCCGAUCCCAGUCAGGAACAGAUUGUACUGCGCCAGCACAUGGGUAUGAACAGCGAGAUGGGGGUGUACAUAGUGGCCCUGAUAGCGGGAAUUAGUGCAGCAGUGACUGUUGGGCUGUUGGCGCUAGGAGUGACUUGGUUCCACAAUCGCCACAAGGCGGCUGCGGAUGUAGAAUACCCUGCGUACGGAGUUACCGGACCCAACAAAGAUGUUUCACCGUCCGGCGACAGGAAGUUAGCCCAGAGCGCCCAAAUGUACCACUACCAGCAUCAGAAGCAACAAAUCAUCGCUAUGGAAAACCAGGCCACGGAUGGCAGCUGCGGCAUGUCGGACGUGGAGAGUGACGACGACAACGAGGAGGGCGACUACACUGUUUAUGAGUGUCCCGGCCUGGCGCCCACUGGCGAGAUGGAGGUAAAGAAUCCGCUCUUCCUGGACGAAACGCCGGCGACGCCCGCAAACAAUCUAUCGUCCCAAUCCGGUGGAGCAACCAAUGCAUCAGCCGGAAACAACAAUAACAUCACACAGGCCACUCCCCAGCAGCCGGCCACUCAGAAGAAGGGAACGGUUAAGCCGAAUAUGAAUCUCCUGAACGCCGCCGCAACCGCAGCAGCAGCCGCAGCCGCAUCGGCAUCCGGAACGCCCGGGGGCGAGGAACCCAAGCAGAAGCGCAAGAGCAAGAAGUAAGACGAUUGGACCUUGUUUUCCCUCUUGGGGCAAUUGGUAAAGUUUGACUGAUCCAUUGUCAGCCAACAGACACAUCCUCUCACACAGAUUCAGAAACAGAUCAGACUAGGUGCAGAGGCACGUAUAUAAACUCCUUACAGAUAGUCCGGGGAAUUAAAUUCCACGAGCCGAGCAAAUCACACACGACACUCAGUCCACUGACUCUAUUCUUCCCUAUAUGCAUAAGUCCUGUAAUGUAAUGUUAUCGCAUCGCUAUGCAGUAAGAAUAGCUUCCAGCACGCCUGAGUCACUGAACCGCGAAUCCCCCGUGAGCCCGCGCACCCAUCCCCAUCCACCCACUUUCCACCCGCUGUCAGUUGCACAACGCUGCUGAUUCUAUUACGAUCCGGCAUGUGUAAUUCUAUUUGUGUGGCAGCCUCAAGUUAUUGUAUAUGUAUAUCAAACUUUUUUGGUCUGCGAUUCGUUGGAAUACUUUAAGGUCUGGAGCAAAGAGCUGAGGAAGAGGGACAACCAACCAAAGCAAACUAACAUAUUAUAUUAUUAUAAAUAUAUGUAUACACACACAUGCAUAUUUAUAUUAUAGAUAUAUAUUCAUGUAAUUAUUGUAAUAUAUACACGGAGGCGGACACCUUUUUACUUACCCGUCUGUGUGGUGUACUAUCUUUUCUCAUUUUUACUACGCUUUGUGAUCGAUCCUAAAUUAUCUGUGUCAAUUUAGAAAUACAAUUCUGGUAACCAACCUGUAAUGCAUGCAAACAUAUUUAGAGGAGCGAGGAGAGGAGAUUAGAAGGAGAGGAUUAUUUACAAGUAAAACUUAACAAUAAUUUCCCUGCACAUUCAUGUAAAGUAAAUGAAAAACGACUGAUAACACACAAAGAUAACACGCGUCUAUUGUACAAAAAAAAGUAAAACGAAACGAAAAGAAAGAAACAAUUUAUUUACUGAUUAGUAAGAUUAGCAAAGGAAACUAUCAGCGGAAACGACUCCCAGCCCCAAGACAACUAUAGGAAACUGUAGCAAACAUUUUACUAUAUUAUAUUCUCAAUUGCUGUAAAUAAACAUGAAACAUUGGGAAGAGGAUGAGAGUUAGGAACCAUUGCGGCCGAAACAAUACACUGAAUACAACAGAAUUGAAGAACUCGCGAGUUCAAAAACUAGCUAAACCAAACAGAACACGAAUUAUAUUUCUAUUGACUAGUCGAAAAUGCAAAGCAUCUCGGAGCAUUAAAAAUUGAAUUUGAAUUCCAAAUCGAAACUGACUUAGCCACAAUAAAAUGCGCUUAGCAUAUGAACGUUGAGCGUAAUGUUGAGUUUGAAAUAUAUAUUUUAUGGUGUUUGGCCUCAGACACGCGAAAUAGUCCGAACUCAAAACAAGUACUCGAAAGGCUACAAAACGAGCGAGGAGCAGAGAACCCACAUGUAUUGUGAAUAAAAAGCAUAAUUUAAUUUAUUCAUGUAUGAUAACCGUAACAACACAAAUUAUACAAUAUGCAUACAGAAUAAACUAAACUAACCGGAA
Molecule: messenger RNA, 3646 nt
Organism: Drosophila eugracilis
Lineage: Eukaryota; Metazoa; Arthropoda; Insecta; Diptera; Drosophilidae
Exons: 3
Coding region: 520-2127 (535 amino acids)
Cellular component (GO): membrane
Source: RefSeq, a predicted model, not a curated record